CUACGGAACACUGUGCCCGUCCAAGCGUGACCUAUGACGUGCCGUCUGCAGUAACAGAGUCGGGCUGACUUUAACAGAUCGCGCCAGGAGCAAGACCGGUAUGGAUGGUCCACAAACAUCCCAGGUGUUCCAACACCUGUCUGCCUACCUGUCACCUGCCGGCACCUGGUUUCACCUGGUGGGGUUCACCUGUCUCGCUGUUCUUGUUGUUCACCUGUUGGCGAGACUGGUCCAGUUCGUUUCCUGGCAAGUAAAGAUGAGGGACACCCUGAAGCAGUUCACAGCGCCGCCCAAACAUUGGCUGUUUGGCCAUUUGAAGGCCUUGCCCAAUAAUGAGGAAGGUUUCCAGACCAGGUUGGAAUGGAUGAAGACAUACAGUGCCUACUUCUGGCCUUUCUGGGUGGGUCCAUUUCUAGUGGCCAACCAGUGCACCCACCCAGAGACUAUCAGGACUAUACUAGGCACAGCAGAGCCAAAAGGCAUGACAUAUAGGUUCUUUGAACCAUGGCUUGGGGAUGGCCUGCUCACCAGCAAAGGCAGUAAGUGGCACAGGAACCGCCGACUGCUGACUCCCGCCUUCCACUUCGAGAUCCUCAAGCCCUACGUCACACUGUUCUCACAGUCCACAAACGUGCUGAUUGACAAGUGGAGCAGAGUUGCUGCGGGCUCCUCCGUGGAACUGUUUGAUCACGUGAGCCUGCUGACGUUGGACAGCAUGCUGAAGUGCAGCCUUGGUUACCGUAGUGACUGUCAAACUGACGGACAGUCAGCUCCUUACAUCAGAGCUGUGUUUGAACUGUCCCGCCUCAUCGUAGAGCGUGUGCGAUUCUUUCCGUACCACUUUGACUUCAUCUACUAUCUGACUUCCAGUGGACGGAGGUUCCGCCAACAGUGCGACAUCGUGCAUGGAGUCUCUGAACACCUCAUCCGGCAGCGGAAGAAGGCUCUUCAAGAUGGAGACACUAAGGAGGAAAAAAGCAAGAAAUAUCUGGAUUUUCUUGACAUCCUUCUGCAAGCCAAGGAUGAGGAUGGCACAGGCCUGACGGACGCGGAGAUCCGAGACGAGGUGGACACGUUCCUGUUCGAGGGUCACGACACCACGGCCAGCGGGAUCUCCUGGGCCCUGUACCACCUGGCCAAACACCCGGAGUACCAGGACAGGUGCAGGAGGGAGGCGGAAGGGCUGCUGCAGGGACGCACGGAGAUGACGUGGGAGGACAUGAGUAAACUCCCCUUCAUCACCAUGUGCAUCAAGGAAAGCCUGAGGAUCAGACCCCCAGUCCCAAGUGUUUCUCGACGUCUCACCAAGACGCUGACUUUCCCAGACGGGAAAUACAUGCCUGAAGGAUCACUUGUAAGUGCAAGGAUCAUGUCCACACAUCACAACCACCUGAUCUGGCCAGACCCCGAGGUCUAUGAUCCCCUGCGCUUCUCUCCAGAAAGAUCCAAAGACAGACACCACCACGCUUUUGUCCCCUUCUCUGCAGGACCGAGAAACUGCAUUGGCCAGAAUUUCGCCAUGAACGAGAUGAAAGUGGCGGUGGCGUUGAUCCUCCAGCGUUUCCGCCUGGAGCUGGACGAGACCAAACCUUCGCCGUUCUUCCUGCAGCAGCUCAUUCUGCGGGCAAAGGAUGGGAUCUGGGUCAAACUUACACCCAAUAACUUAAAAGAUCUGGAUCAAACUAACACCCAAUAACUGAAUGGACUGGGUCAAACUAACACCCAAUAACUGAAGGGAUCUGGGUCAAACUUACACCCAAUAACUGACGGGAUCUGGAGCAAACUUACACCCAAUAACUGACGGGAUCUGGAGCAAACUUACACCCAAUAACUGACGGGACUGGGUCAAACUUACACCUAAUAAUUGACGGGAUCUAGAUCAAACCUACACAUGAUAACUGACGGGAUCUGGGUCAAACUUACACCUAAUGACUGACGGGAUCUAGAUCAAACUUACACCUAAUGACUGACGGGAUCUAGAUCAAACUUACACCUAAUGACUGACGGGAUCUAGAUCAAACUUACACCUAAUGACUGACGGGAUCUAGAUCAAACUUACACCCAAUAACUGACGGGAUCAGGAUCAAACACACCCAAUAACUGACGGGAUCAGGAUCAAACACACCCAAUAAAUGAAGCUUGAGAAAUUCUUGCAUAAGCCUUAGAGACAUAAAAACGAACAAAAAAAGGUGAAUCUUUUGCUUUAUUUGGCAUGUUGAUUUUACUUUGAUGGACGGCGUCUUAAACGUUGAUCUAUUCUAGAUACAUUUC
Molecule: messenger RNA, 2271 nt
Organism: Branchiostoma floridae (Florida lancelet)
Lineage: Eukaryota; Metazoa; Chordata; Leptocardii; Amphioxiformes; Branchiostomatidae
Product: cytochrome P450 4F4-like
Exons: 13
Coding region: 101-1696 (531 amino acids)
Molecular function (GO): heme binding; monooxygenase activity; iron ion binding
Source: RefSeq, a predicted model, not a curated record